Pseudoliparis swirei is the source of this 5326-nucleotide messenger RNA. RefSeq names its product MAF bZIP transcription factor a (gene mafa). Gene Ontology annotation, molecular function: DNA-binding transcription factor activity, RNA polymerase II-specific; RNA polymerase II cis-regulatory region sequence-specific DNA binding. Gene Ontology annotation, biological process: regulation of transcription by RNA polymerase II. The transcript is spliced from 3 exons. NCBI's taxonomy places the organism in Eukaryota, Metazoa, Chordata, Actinopteri, Perciformes, Liparidae. The record is from RefSeq and is a predicted model, not a curated record. Bases 3079 to 4074 code for a protein of 331 amino acids. Gene Ontology annotation, cellular component: nucleus.
UAAUAGUCAGUCCAAAACCUGACAAUGUGAUUUUCAAUACACUGGUACGUGUCUAAGUCUAAAUGAGUAAUUCUGAACCGGUUUCAUGUGCUUGCUUUGGUUUAAAAAAUCCUCCAGUUUUAUUAUUGACUCAACAAAGUCUCAAAAUGGGACUGAUGAAAUUAUCACGUUUCAAAUCUCAAACGAUCUGCAUCGCUCUUUGACCUCAACACUUCUUCCUUCCUGGUUUGAUAGAUUCUCUCCACAGCGGCCCGAUUCCUCUCCAUGUAGAUCUUUCUCAGCUCUGCAUCAUCAAUAACUUCAAAGAAACAAAAGCAGCUAAAUUAGGCCCGCCACUUUCUCCUGUCAUGACUAAUGAGCUCUCCCUUCGCUUGUGUAUUAGUCUCGCUCCGCUGUGGCCGUACCCCGGGGAACGGGCCACCGCUGUGCCUUCCCAUGAGCAGGUAAGCCUGAACAGAUGACACGGCAACAGAAUGGAAAUAGAAACAAUCGGGAUCUAUUUGGGUUUAGUUUGAGCCUCACGCACAGGGUUGUACUCGCUUGCAAGCAGAUGCAUCCAGUUAACCCUUUACUGGAGCAUUCAGCAACUGGUAUCGCUGUGUUUGGUUGACCUCAUUGUUGUGUUUUUUAUGAUCCUGUCUUCAACAGAAGUAGCAUAAAAAUAUUGAAUUUCGUGAAGUUAAAUUUCAUAGAUACUUACCGUAUAUUGUGUAUCUGUCAGUAUGUUUAUGUGCACUUACUACAGAAAAAAAACAUGUAACGGGGGGAACUAAAAAAGAGUUUGCCACAGUGUUGGACAACCACAGCGACGUGUUGAACUCCUUAUGGUUAUGAAAAGUAUCUCUCUGAUUGGCAGGAUCAUCUUCCACAGCUUUUGGCAGCAGGGAUGUGACUGAUUUGUACUAUCAUUAAAUAGUGUACACCCAGGGUUCUAAAAAUACACAAUGAUGAGAUCAUAUACUUAGAGAGAGAGAGAGAUAGAGAGAGAGAGAGAGAGAUACUAUGAUUAUAGGCUUUUGUCACAGGAAAGAAAUGGUUAUUUGUCAGCACCACGUCAAAAGAGGCCGCAAGAGAAAUCAACACUUCGACUGGCCAACGAGACCCAGCCUUAGUUUAGCUUACAUCACUCUUUUCCCAAACCAAUUGCAUUAUUAUUGAAGGAGUAAACUGACAUGUGUUAUUUAAAUGUUUUGCCAUCAAUGCAAUAGACAACACCAACUUAGGGGUUUGAGUCUCAAACUAAAGAUAUAUUUGUCGAUGAAUCCAAGCUAAUGCAUGAGAAGCAGGCGGAAAUUAAAUACUCUUUGGGUGGCUCUCUGUCUGGGACUCCCUCAUAAGCCACACUCACAAGCCUGUCUGCUGUUUGUGUCAGUAUCACUUGACACCAGCAGUGAACUAAGUUGCCUGUGAAAUAAGAAUAUAAAAAAGUAUCACAAGAGAGAUGUAUUGCUAAAUAAAAACAGCUAAAUCAAAAUAUUAUUUACAGCAAAGACAAAAAAACACUGUUUGGUCCACAUGGUUAAGCCCAUAUGACACUCUCACUAUAUGCGACACACAUCUCAUUGAAAACUAGAAAUACCCACUGGACUUAUUUUACUGUUGUACGUGAGUCAAUUAAAAGUAGGAGACCUCUGAACCGAGAUAAAGUGCAAUGUACGAGAGUGGUUUAUAUGACUCCACAGCAACGCCUGGACCAGUGCUUAGAUAAAGUAUUUUUUAUGGCAGUGGGACAUAAUAUCAGUUUGGAUGGAACACUGGGUUCAUGGUAUUUACUUUCACUUUGUUACAUAACUCCAAUGAGAUUCAUACACAGGGGUGUAUUCUACUUAAUGUAGGAAUAAAGUAAAGAUACAAUUAUAUUGUGUGCAUGUUUUUUUUAUUAUCAAUAAAUAUUUGUUCCCAUCCCUUUUAAAACAUAUUUUAUUCUUUGUUUGGAAUUUGUGUGGACGAUCGUCGUGUUGAAUGGGGAAGCGCGUGCACCGUUAUGUCCAAAAGGUGGCAGUGUUGAGUUUUAUAAUGUUACGGAGAGGCAUGACGAAUCUCCCCGCUACACCUUUCAUAUUUUCGGUCAAUUGUCUCUGAAGUUACAUCGUCAUACACAUAGGAAUAUUAGAUGUAACUAAUCAUUUAAAGUGAUUUUUAUAGAAGAAAAAACAUAGUGCCAUAAAGACUACUUAUCAUUGGAUACAAAAGUGACAAAGACAACAGUUACAAUAUCUCUAUUAAAUAUAGGUAAGUAAUUAUGAUACACUGUAGUUAAAAAAAAAAGUUAUGUAUCAAAUCGUAUCAACUUUGGAUUUAUUAAUAAUAGUAUUCUCUUCUCUCGGUAUGACCAGCACAGUGGUACCUAUAUGUUAAUUACGUUACAGUAUGCACGCGUCACAUAAUAUCACAGAUUUUUUAAACGUGUAUUAAUUGACAUAAAAGAGGAGAAUAGCAGUCAAAGAGUUCAGAGCCCGAGUCCCAGCUGACAGUCAGCUGACGGCUUUUGACAGUUGCGAAAAGUUUAGUUUCUGUCGGCCUACUAAUAUGUUAAUUAGCUCCCGGAGUGUGAGACCCUAUUGGCUCUUCGUCCGAGUCAAUUUCCUAUUCCCAGACUGACGUCAGGGCAGCUACAAUGCUCUUAAACUCAUCUGCUGUGUGAUCCCUCUAAAAUAUCGCCCUACCAGUGAGCGCCGUGUAACGCGCGAGGCUGCAUUGACUCCCCUACACGUUCGUCUUUUUCUUCCCCUUCUCCGCGUGCGCAAUGUAUUAAUGAAGAAACCGUUAAAGUGUUAAAUGUUUGAAAUACAAAACCGCCGAAUUCCAAAUGCUGAGAAGGGACCCCGCUACUCGUGCGCGCGGCACUGGUGUGUCUGUGCAAUAGACUCCGCAAAGAACAACUCCACUCUCACGCGCUGAGAAAAGGACGCUGAAAAAAAAAAGCUUCUUCUUUUUUUUCUUCUUUUUUUCUUCUUCUUCUUCAGAAUCAAGACAAAAACGCUUUAAAAAAUCCCCACUGGCUCACGUUUCUUUGCCAACCAACCCAGUUUGACAGCUGCUCUUCACCCCACUUGGAGGACUGUCAGCAGCAAGAGGAUGGCAUCAGAGCUGGCAAUGAGCAACUCCGACCUGCCCACCAGUCCCCUGGCCAUGGAAUAUGUUAAUGACUUCGAUCUGAUGAAGUUUGAAGUGAAAAAGGAGCCGGUGGAGCCCGAUCGCAACAUCAGCCAGUGCAGUCGCCUUAUCGCCGGGGGAUCCUUGUCUUCCACCCCGAUGAGCACGCCGUGCAGCUCGGUGCCCCCUUCUCCAAGCUUCUCGGCGCCCAGUCCGGGCUCGGGGAGCGAGCAGAAGUCACACAUAGAGGAUUUCUACUGGAUGUCCGGUUACCAACAGCAGUUGAAUCCAGAGGCGCUGGGCUUCAGCCCCGAAGACGCAGUCGAGGCGCUGAUCAACAGCAGUCACCAACUCCAGUCGUUCGAUGGCUACGCCAGGGGCCAGCAGUUUGCUGGCGCGGCCGGAGCAGGAGGCACCAUGGCCGGGGAAGAGAUGGGCUCCGCCGCGGCGGUGGUGUCGGCAGUCAUCGCCGCAGCCGCCGCUCAGAACGGAGGGCAGCACCACCACCACCACCAUCACCACCACAGCAACGGCCACCACCAAGCGCCCGGGGUCCAGUCCAACGGCACUUCUGGGUCAAUUCACCCACACAUGCGCUUGGAUGACCGGUUUUCAGACGACCAGCUGGUCAGCAUGACAGUGCGGGAACUCAACCGGCAGCUACGGGGGGUCAGCAAGGAAGAGGUGAUGAGAUUGAAACAGAAGAGGAGGACCCUAAAGAACAGGGGUUACGCGCAGUCCUGCCGGUACAAGCGAGUCCAGCAGCGGCACGUCCUGGAGGGGGAGAAGACGCACCUCGUCCAGCAGGUCGAUCACCUAAAGCAGGAGAUCUCCAGGCUGGUCCGGGAGAGGGACGCGUACAAAGAAAAGUAUGAUAAGCUCAUCAGCAACGGCUUCCGAGAAAAUGGAUCCAGCAGUGACAACAACCCUUCAUCCCCGGAGUUUUUCAUGUCAUCGAGAAAAUUCCUCCAUCUGUGAUUUCAAGCCCCCGUCCUCCGUGCCCUCCCUCCCCCCUCAGAAUCAAUCGACAGAGCAGUGAUGACAUCAGAGUGGCUGACCAAUCGUAUACGAAGACAGCUGCAAAGCACAACAUUCAAAAAUGACGUCACUAAAAAAAAAGACAAAACCCGCUGAGAUCCCUCGAAAUCCUUUCAGGGAAAUUUUUGCGAGCCUCUUACCUCUUUUCCUCCCUGAUAUUUUACCUCCAGCUUUUUUCUACAAAACACCAAAAAAAAGAAGAAAAAAUAAGGACAGACACAUACCCAUGAGAUGGUUGACAAUGUCCGAUAGAUACAUUUGAAGGACUAUUUUCUCUAAGGUGGGGAGAUCAUUGAUGCAUGCCUCUGUAAAUAGAUCAUAAUAAAACCCUAUUCUUAUUCCUAAUAUAGAAAACAUACCAAGUCGCUCUCACCAACUUCAUAAACCAUGACUGUGGAUAAAGUACUCAUGGUUCAAUUUUUUUCUCCAUAUGAAGUCAGUUUUCUUCUUACCUCCUCAGAGACCAUGUAAUUAUCACUUCCAAUAUAAUUUCUCUAGUCUUGGGAGUUAUUUGGACUGUAAACAUUGUACUUCCUAUUCUUCUUAUUCUCUUUACAUAACGGCCUAGUCUUCCUCUUAAAUAUCCACACUAGUACAUGUAAAUAGAGAUAAAUGAAGACAACAGCAUGGAACAGACUAGAGUGUUUAUUUACCACUUCCCCAACACAAAUGUCAAUAUGGGGAUUUUUCUGACAAAGUUGAAGAUACUUCUGAUCGUUAUAGAUAGUCCCAUGGGUCUGAACACGUUCCAGUGUAUUUAAAUAGAUACAUUAAGACAUUAGCUAUAGGUAAUGUUAUUAUUGAACAACCGUACGAAGAUUCUAAGGCAGCAGUAUUUUUGGUCUCAUCAAUCUGUUCCAGGAAGCAAAUGGUCACACUGAAGAGGAAAAGACCAACGCCACGAGUCUACCUGGGCACUGCUAAAUAUAUUCGUUUUAUAUUUCAUUGUUGAAUAUUAUUUAAACAGAGUGUCCUAUACCUACCGAUUUAUUCUCUUCCAUUGCAAUAAUUGCCCUCUCCCUCCCCAUGUGUGGGUUGUAGUGAAGCUGCUGUCAGCCUGAGAGCGGCAACUUUUCCUUUGCAUUGUUUUAAGCGGCGCUUCGAUCCUCAGCCUACACGUGGAACAAAAGAACACCUCAUUGAAUGCGAUGUAGACAUGGGUAUCCUCCAUCUUCUAUGGACUACGAAGAUA